AUGAAGGAGCACGAGACGCUCUGGCUGUACGACGGGAACGUUGUCUUAUGUGCGAAGAACUUGAAUGGGGAGCACGUCGGAUUCCGCGUGCACAUGUCUGUGCUCAGCAAGGCAUCUCCUAUCUUUGCGGAUAUGUUUGCCCUGCCAGCCUCAAACGCGAACGAGCUUUGGGGAGGACAGCCGUUUAUCCGGAUGCCAGAUAGCGCUGAGGACUUGGAGGAGGUCCUGAAAAUAUUGUACCACGAGACGUGCAUCCUCUUUGCCUUAGGUCUAAGUUUGAACUCUGUCACUCGAACGCCUCGGUCGAAAUACACCGUUGAUCGCGGAACCAAUACUGUCGCUCGAGCGCUCGCUACCAACCACGAGAUAACGAGCCUCAGGUAUCCGAUAGUCAAGCGACCGACCGAAGAUUGGCCCACGUCCAUUGAAACUUGGGUGGAAGGCGAGAUUGUAGCCAAGAAGUACGGGGUGCCCACUAUUCUCCACGCUGCUUUCUACCAUCUCUCCCGGUUAUCUCUGGAAUUCAGAGAUAAUGAGUCCAAGCCCACCAAGGAGCGACGGCAUCCGCUGAUGUUCUUCGGAACGCGAACUGCGCGAUGGAAGACCUUGGCGGGGGAUGACUACUACAGGCUUUUCAUCGGGCGUACCAAAUUGAAGAAGGAUGCGUUAGACGGACUCUGUUAUUGGGCGUCCAUGGCUCACCCGGACUCGGACUCGGACUCGGACGAAGACGAGUUGCGUCCAGAUGAGCCUGGCCCACGCUGCCGCCUAGCGAGAGGGAAAGCCAUCACGGAGCUGCACGAGUGUAUACGCCGGAGCGAAGAUGUGCUACAUCUUCUGCAUGACUAUACCGGCGACAUCCAUUCCACUUGGAUGAAAGAUUUGUGCUGGACAUGCAGACUCGCAGUCCGGAGACAGGCAAAGGAGCUGCGAGGCGGCCUUUGGAACCAUCUCCCGGAGUUCUUUGAUCUUACGGCUCUGUGGACGACAUGGCUACGGUGA
Messenger RNA from Gloeophyllum trabeum ATCC 11539, 1002 nucleotides. RefSeq lists its product as uncharacterized. The transcript is spliced from 3 exons. Lineage: Eukaryota; Fungi; Basidiomycota; Agaricomycetes; Gloeophyllales; Gloeophyllaceae. The coding region runs from base 1 to 1002 and encodes 333 amino acids. Gene Ontology annotation, molecular function: protein binding. The record is from RefSeq and is a predicted model, not a curated record.